Mangifera indica (mango) is the source of this 1250-nucleotide messenger RNA. RefSeq names its product probable polygalacturonase At3g15720. Bases 261 to 1250 code for a protein of 329 amino acids. NCBI's taxonomy places the organism in Eukaryota, Viridiplantae, Streptophyta, Magnoliopsida, Sapindales, Anacardiaceae. Gene Ontology annotation, biological process: carbohydrate metabolic process. The transcript is spliced from 9 exons. Gene Ontology annotation, molecular function: polygalacturonase activity. The record is from RefSeq and is a predicted model, not a curated record.
AAUUAAUGUGGAAGGUUGUACAUAGAAAAGGAGUAGGGGUUACAGGGGACAUUACCUUAAAAAAAGAGUCACAGGGGAGCACUACUACUUUUCAUGCAACACACAGAACAGAAUUAUAAAUGACAUAAUUAAUUACCCAUUUAUGUUUACAAAUAAUAAACAAGUAACUUGCCAUAAAUCCAGUGUUGCAUAAGGCAUAUACAUACAUAAACAAGUCCUUCCUUGCUAUCUACUUGAGCAGUUGAUUCAUUUUUCAAAAGAUGAAGAUGCAGGAGGUACUUGGUGCUGGAGUUUUGCUUCUGUUGUGUAUUGCAAUUGGAUACAGUGAACCUACCUUUCAUGUAGGUGAGUUUGGCGCAAUUGGAGAUGGCAAAACUGAUGAUUCUCAGGCUUUCUUAAAAGCAUGGAAAGAAAUAUCUGCAGCAAAAACAUUCUUGUUGAACCCCACUUCAUUCCAAGGCCCCUGCAACUCCACUACUCCUCAUCUUCAGGUCAAAUCACCCGAUACUAUCAGUGGAUGGAAUGGCAGUGGAGAUUACUGGCUAGGCUUCGAUAAUGUUAAUGGUCUUGUCAUUAAUGGAUCUGGAACCAUCAAUGGCCGGGGUUCUACUUGGUGGAGCAGAAGUCAAGAGUCUACACGACCAAGGGCUGUACACUUCGACAACUGUAAUAAUCAAGUAACAGGGAUCAGUGUUGUUAACAGUCCAAUGUGUCAUAUCUCAAUAAAUCAGUGCACUGGUGUAUCCAUCUCCAGAAUUCAUAUAAAUUCACCUGCUGAUAGCCCUAACACUGAUGGCAUUGACAUCGCUUCAUCAACCUACGUAGAUGUGCGAAACUCCAUCAUCAAAUCUGGAGAUGACUGCAUUGCUAUCAACACCGGCUCCUCCUUUAUCAACAUUACGGGAGUGGCCUGUGGACCAGGUCAUGGCAUCAGUGUGGGAAGUCUAGGAGAACAUGGAGCAGAUGACACAGUGGAACAAGUGCAUGUACGGGAAUGUAAUUUCACUGGAGCUAAAAAUGGAGCAAGAAUUAAGACAUUUCGGGGGGGGUCAGGAUAUGCUAGGGACAUCUCAUUAAGAGAUUUCGGUUAUCCAGGGGGGGUUGGGUGGUCAGGAUAUGCUAGGGACAUCUCAUUCGAGCAAAUCACACUUAUAGAUGCCGAAAACCCUAUUAUAAUUUAUCAGCAUUACACCAUCGACCGCAGCAGAAGAGAUGAGGAACUUCGCGGGGCAAACAAGCAAUCACAUUGA